Messenger RNA from Colletotrichum karsti, 789 nucleotides. RefSeq names its product short-chain dehydrogenase reductase family. Bases 1 to 789 code for a protein of 262 amino acids. The record is from RefSeq and is a predicted model, not a curated record. NCBI's taxonomy places the organism in Eukaryota, Fungi, Ascomycota, Sordariomycetes, Glomerellales, Glomerellaceae. The transcript has 3 exons.
AUGUCUUUCCCCUACAAGCAGGUCCUUCUCGUCGGCGCCACCUCCGGCAUCGGUGCGGCUAUGGCAGACAAACUCAUCAAUGAGGGCGUCAAAGUCAUUGCCGUCGGUCGUCGUCAAGAGAGGCUUGAUGCUUUUGUUGAGAAACAUGGGUCUUCAAAGGCAGCUUCGGUCCGGUUUGACAUAACGGAUCGGGCUGGCUUGGACAGUUUCGUUGACGGAGUCAUUCAAAAGUUCCCAGAGCUCGACUGCGUUUUCAUCAACUCUGGCGUUCAAAGCCAAAUUAGGCUUUCCAAGCCCGAAAGUGUAGACUUGGACGCAUUCCGCAGCGAAAUCAACACCAACUUCCUCAGCAUCGUCGACCUGACCAUCAAGUUCCUCCCCAAACUUCAGGAGAAGCCGCACCCUACCGGUUUGAUCUUUACCGGAACGCAUCUGGCGCUCAUUCCGGGCGUCGUAAUGCCAGCCUACUCGGCCUCGAAAGCAGCUUUGAGCUCUUUCGUCUACAGCUUGAGACAGCAACUCCAAAACUCCAGCACCAAGGUCACCGAAAUCUGGGCCCCUGCCGUUCAAACCGAGUUGCAUGAUUACAUGGGAGAAGAGCGCGGCCGAGCCAUUGGCAUACCGGUCCAAGAGUUCACCGACAAGACGUAUGCCCAGCUCGUUGCCGGGUCUGAGGAUGUGCUCGUUGGCUCUGUUGGAGCCGAAGGCCCGUACCUUGAGAUCUGGAAUGCCCGGAAAAAGCACUCAAAUGACGUAUCAAACUUCCUCUUGUCUCACUUCCAGCUGUAG